Messenger RNA from Nymphaea colorata (pocket water lily), 690 nucleotides. RefSeq names its product transcription factor MYB1-like. The record is from RefSeq and is a predicted model, not a curated record. NCBI's taxonomy places the organism in Eukaryota, Viridiplantae, Streptophyta, Magnoliopsida, Nymphaeales, Nymphaeaceae. The transcript is spliced from 3 exons. The coding region runs from base 1 to 690 and encodes 229 amino acids.
AUGUCUCCGGUAGCCGUCGGCAGUAGUGCCGCUGAAGGUGCAGGCAUAAGGAGAGGUGCAUGGAGCAAGGAGGAAGAUAGCUUGCUCAGAAACUGCGUGGAGACGUAUGGGGAGGGGAACUGGCACCUUGUUCCCCACAGAUCAGUUUUUAGAAAGAUGGUGGACGGCCAAGUUUCGCCGGCCGGCCGGCCAAAGUGUAUAAACCUUAGUGUUAAAAAACUGAAAAACAAGAUAUGGAAGCUGAUUGCUGGAAGAAUACCUGGGAGGACGGCCAACGACGUCAAGAACUACUGGAACUCUCACUUGGCUAAAACGUUUUCGGCCAAUCCUACAGCUACAAGAGAGAUCCCAGCAACACCUCCUCGCGUCGUCGUCCACAGGCCGCAAGCUCACAGAGUCUCCACGAGACAGCGUGAGUUGCUGGGCCAGAUCUGUCCACGAAGGGAACCAAAUCUCAACCCUCCGGCCAGCUCUUCGCAGCCGCUGGACAUUGAGAAGACGCCACAACAAUUUCCUGCGCCAAAUCUAUCAAGCUCCGAUCUGCCAUCGCUGCAUGGAGAUCUGGACCUAGGGGAGUUUGCACCAGGAGGAGAUUUCUUUCUUAAUGAUGCUGAAUUUGAUGACUUAUUCUGCGAUCCAUUUUUUUGGGAUUGGCUGAAGGAUGACGAUGGUCCUUCACCAUUAGAUUAA